This is a messenger RNA of Nilaparvata lugens (brown planthopper), 5116 nucleotides long. Its product is annotated as pyruvate dehydrogenase phosphatase regulatory subunit, mitochondrial. NCBI's taxonomy places the organism in Eukaryota, Metazoa, Arthropoda, Insecta, Hemiptera, Delphacidae. Gene Ontology annotation, molecular function: oxidoreductase activity; protein binding. The transcript has 15 exons. The record is from RefSeq and is a predicted model, not a curated record. Gene Ontology annotation, cellular component: mitochondrial matrix; cytoplasm; mitochondrion. The coding region runs from base 607 to 3363 and encodes 918 amino acids.
AACUUUACCGUUACCGGUCGUUUGUAUAAUAUAUCAAAUACAUUCAAUAGUUCUGUACAUUUAAAAUGAUUUAUUAUCUAUAAAUUUGUUGAAUUUAAAAUUUUGUUUUGGCAAAAUAGAAAUUUGUUAAUUUGAAGUGUGUUUAGUUGGUACGAUCAAAGAUACUACGCAGCCAAGGCCAGUCCAGUGGCCAGCUGAAAAGAACUUUGAAUGUCGAUUUUGCAAGUGAAACUGCUGUGCAGUCUGCAGUGCUAUUCAUUUAUUGUUAACUUUUGUUUAGUAGGUAAUAAUUGUAAAAGAAAUAACAAGUAAGCUACUAUUUAGUUGAGAAAUUAGAACGUCCACCACACAUACCUCCACCACUGUUAUUGUAAUGUUAUUUUAUUUUAGAAGGUUAUAAAACUGUCAACAAACAACCACCCGGUGCUUCUUCAUUUUUAUUUUGAAAAAAUCAAAUAAGUAGUAUAUAACUAUGAUAGCUGAAUCUUAUUGUAAUCUAGAUAUGGUUUCAGUUUUAAUUAUUAUUUAUUCCCAUAUUUUUAUUUGGAAGCAAUAACUUUACUAACCUUACUUCCUGCUACUCUGCUCUAGAGGCAAUUUUUUAAAAUGUUGAAGAAAUGCAAUUCGAAAUUGCUUCAGCACUCGUUUGAUCACUUUUCCAAAAAUAUAAUUGAUACAAGCUACAUACGUAAUAUUUCAAAAAGUAGUGAGGUCCUCCAAGUUUUAGAAUUAAAUCAUGUUGAAUCAUCACAAAAUAAUGAGCCUUUUCCUCGCGAGGCCAAAGUGGUUGUAUGUGGAGGUGGUGUUAUGGGGGCUGCCGUAGCAUAUCAUCUAGCUGAGCUGGGAUGGGGUAAACAUACAAUUGUUGUGGAACAAGGACGAGCCGGUGGCGGGACAACAUGGCAGUCGUCAGGAUUGGUGGGCAUCUUCAAACCAACUCGAGCCCAAGUGAAGCUGUGUCAGUCCAGUGUGAAGCUGUAUCAGAAACUGGACGCCGAAGGUUAUUCUUCUGGCUGGAAACAGUGUGGCAGCCUGUGUGUGGCCAGAACAAUUGAUCGCAUGACAGUAUUUCGUAGAAUGAAAGCUCAAUCUGUAGCUUUAAGAGUAGAUUGUGAACUAGUAUCUCCAGAAGAAGCAAAACGCUUGUGCCCAUUGUUGAAUGUGGAUGAUCUCAAGGGAGGACUUUGGAUUCCUGGAGAUGGCGUUGGUGACCCAUACAGAAUUUGUCUAUCGCUUUUAGAAUCGGCCAAGAAAAAAGGUGUGCGCGUGUUCGAGUACUGCGGCGUGCAGCAGGUUGUGAGCGGGGGCGGUGGUGGUGGUGAAGGGGGGCGGGUGACAGGGGUGCAGACGUCACUGGGAGCUGUUCAGUGCCAGGCAUUCGUCAACUGCGGCGGUUUCUGGGCUCGAAGCAUCGGCAAGCUCAGUGAGCCCUUUGUCAAGGUGCCGCUGCAUGCUGUCGAACACUACUAUCUGCACACCAAGAACAUACCCGGUCUCGAUCCCAUGACACCCGUUGUUCGGGAUCAAGAUGGACAUAUUUACUUCAGGGAGCGAGAUGGGUGUAUUCAGGCGGGUGGUUUCGAACCCGUCGCUAAGCCAGCUUACGAAGAUGGCAGAUUGCCGAGAUCUCCAGUAGAAAGAGUUCUACCGGAAGACUGGGAUCAUUUUCAUGUACUACUGCAGCAGCUAUUACACAGGGUGCCUAUGCUGGAGAAUGCUGCCUUACAUAAACUAUGUAACGGUCCAGAAGCGUUCUCUCCUGACUGCAAAUGGAUAUUGGGGGAAGCUUCAGAGAUUAAGAACUAUUAUGUGGCAGCUGGUAUGAAGACUGUGGGUAUAUCGGCGGCAGGAGGAGUGGGGGAAGCGACGGCCGAACGCAUUGUGAACGGAUUCACGUCCUACGACAUGUACGAACUGGAUGUCAGUCGCUUCCUCGGCCUGCACAACAAUCGCAAGUUCCUCAGGGAUAGAGCGCGUGAAGUCCCAGGUUUGCAUUAUGGCCUUCAGUACCCAUUCACAGAGUUCAAGACUGGUCGCAACAUUCGCAUGUCUCCAAUCUACCCGAAGCUGAUGGAUGCUGGUGCUGUCUUCAAUCAGGUUAUGGGCUAUGAGAGACCGGCAUGGUUCGAUCCCUCGUUUGGAGGGGAAAAGCCUGCAGCCGGCGAAGCGCCAUAUAGGAUUGCUCACACAAAUACAUUCGGAAAACCAGAUUGGUUCGAUUUCGUCGACAAGGAGUAUGCUGCAUGCAGGGAGAAAGUGGCUCUUCUAGAUUACUCAUCUUUCACCAAGAUUGAUCUGUGGUCGAAAGGGAGAGAGGUGGUUGACAGUCUUCAGUAUUUGUGCAGCAAUGAUGUGGAUGUUCCUGUCGGCUCCAUCAUCCACACAGGCAUGCAGAAUGAGCGCGGCGGCUACGAGAACGACUGCAGCUUGGCCAGACUGUCUGAAAAUCAUUACAUGAUGAUAGCACCGACCAUCCAGCAAACACGCUGCAAGGUGUGGAUCCAGAGGCACUUGCCCACUGACGGCACGGUCGCCAUGUCUGACGUCACCUCGAUGUACACAGCCAUCUGCAUCAUGGGUCCAUUCACCAAGUCUCUGCUUUCACAGCUCAUCGACACCGACCUCAGUCCUAGCAAUUUUCCAUUCUUCACUUUCAAGGAGCUUGAUAUCGGUCUAGCAAAUGGAAUACGUGCUAUGAAUCUGACGCAUACUGGUGAACUCGGCUAUGUGUUGUACAUCCCCAAUGAGUUCGCCCUACAUGUGUACUUGAGGCUGCUAGAAGCUGGAGAGCAGUACGGCAUCAAGCACGCUGGUCACUACGCAAUGCGAGCGCUCAGAAUAGAGCGCUACUUCGCUUUCUGGGGCCAGGACCUGGAUACAAUGACCACACCGUUGGAGUGUGGCCGGUCUUGGCGAGUCAAAUUCGAUAAGGGCUUGUUCCUCGGGCGCGAUGCCCUGCUGCGGCAGAAGUCGGAGGGAGUGAGACGCAUGUUUGUGCAGCUGCUGGUGGACGACCACGAUGCCGACCUCGACCUGUGGACGUGGGGCGGCGAGCCCAUCUAUCGCAACGGCAUACAUGUCGGAUCCACCACAACCACUGGCUACGGUUUCACCUUCAAGAAACAGGUAUGCCUGGGAUUCGUGCAGAACCUGGACGACGCAGGAGAGCCGCAGAUAGUGAGCAACGAGUACAUUCUGGGAGGGGAGUACGAAGUGGACAUAGCAGGCACGCGCUACCCGGCCAAGGUGAACCUGCACUCGCCCAACCUGCCUUCCAAAUACCCCGACCAGGAGCGAGACGCUUACUUCGCCACCCGCGAAAAGAUGGGCACCGAGCCCAUACUCAGGAGCACCAAUAGUUGAUUGACACUGGUAAAGUAGUCGAUGCCUCAAACAAAAUAGCAACCAAGCCUGUGGUGUUGCAAGUACCAGUAGUUGAACAAGUUGAGCUAGGUUGUUAGGCCUCUACCAGGUAGAAGAUUAAAACUGUGCCCAAUGUUAGAAGCAGCAUUUGUAGAGCUAUAUGUUUUUGGAGUGAAAAGUUGACCAUUUUAAAAAGCUCGGAGGUUUGUCCACAGCCAUGAAGAAAAUGGGCACCGGAUCUAUUUUUCAAAUCUGAAGUUUCCAUAGCAGAGUACUUUGGCAAAGUAAAAAAAAUGCAAAUAACAAAAUUUUAUUUAAAUAAGUAAGUGUAAAGGUCCAAUUCGUAAUCGAGGAAUGUAGCCGCGCUGAAGUAACUGCUAUAUAGACUAUGGACUACAAUAAUAUACAGUAAUAGACUAACAACCAUUGAUACAGUCGUCACGCGGCUAGAAUCGUACAGUCGUCACUUAGGAAUGGGACCUUUAGUGAGUGUAAAAGUGGUUAUAGAAAAGAUUGAGGCUAUUCUCACCAUAUACAGUACAUGGGGGCAAUAUUCUAGCUCCUCAUUCAAAUCAAAAGCAAUGUUUUUCUAACAUAUAAGCUUUUUAAAAAAAGGGACCGACUUCAAUGCUUCCGCAAGAUGACAUUAGUUUACGACGGUUAAACUUGUUAGCAUUUCCGUGCCGUAGAGUGUCGGUCAAAUAAAUUGAAUACCUUAGUAUGUUAGUUAAUUACUUGGAAAUUUAUUAAUGUUAGUAGAGUGUGCCAUUCAAAAAAUGUUAAUGAAUUUAUGAGUUGCCUAGUCUAUGAUACAUUUAAUGUAUCCUUAGCGUAGUAAUUCCUUGGAUGUAGUAGUCUCUAGAACCACGACAAUAACCACGUAAUAUUACUUCAAGUGUGAUUGAAAUGAAAAGUUUCCAAUUGCAAAUUUUGACUCUCACUGAAAUGAGCAUUGAUGAACUCUAUCAUAAUUUCCUCAUGUACUCGUAAUUCAUUAACAUGUAUGUACUUUGUGGAUGCUCUAGCAACACAAAGAGGAAAAUAUUAUUAUUUGCACUGCAUUUGCUAGCAAAUAUCUCAUACAUAUGUAAACACCAUGCUCUAAAAUAAGUGAAAAAACUAAUAAUUUAGCAUAUUCUAUGUUGGCUAAAUUUAAGUGUAUUUUUAUAAAGAUUCUAAAGAUUCCAUAGUCUCAAUUAUGUGUGUAAUUACAGUAAUUAGGUAUGUCAAUAUAUUAUGAAAUCUUCAGUAACUUCCUAUACAUUUUAUGGAAUACAUUUUUGAAGGUUGAAGAGAAAAGAAUUUUUUUUGUGAAUACAUACGUACUGUAUGUGGAUUAAAUUUGUUCUAGUUUAUAUUAAUGACACCAUAUAGAUAAUAAGCUAUCACUAAGCUUUAGUUCAUUAGAAAUCUAUCUAUAUUGUGAUUGAAGAAUAGUGAUUAUUCAAGCACGUCUUCCGUAGUAGUAUUCCUAAAAUCAGCUCAAUUAAUCAUACUGUGUUAUGUGUAUUACGUUUACCAAAAUUGAUAAUAUUAUUUACUAUUUAGGCAUUAGAGCUGAUUAUUUUUAUUUUUGGAGAGAUUAUGUCAAUAAUUCAUUCUAAAACAAUAUAUCAGACAUUAUUCUUAUGUGAUUUAGUGUGUAGGAUUCCUUACUAAAUUUAUUUCAAUUGUGAUAUUUUAAAUCAAUAUUAAUAUUUCCCUUUUCAUCUUGUAGAUGUAUUAUGUUGACAUUUAAUAAAUCUAUUUAUUU